Penicillium alfredii is the source of this 933-nucleotide messenger RNA. RefSeq names its product chitin synthase export chaperone. Gene Ontology annotation, biological process: protein folding. The record is from RefSeq and is a predicted model, not a curated record. Lineage: Eukaryota; Fungi; Ascomycota; Eurotiomycetes; Eurotiales; Aspergillaceae. Gene Ontology annotation, cellular component: endoplasmic reticulum membrane. The transcript is spliced from 7 exons. The coding region runs from base 1 to 933 and encodes 310 amino acids.
AUGGGUUCGACUCAAUUCGGGAAUUUCCACGCAGACACUGACCACACGCCCUUGGGUGGGUAUGACAGGACUUCUGUCGCGACUCGACAUUACCCGUCUGCAAUGUUCCUUUUCGCCGUCAACCAGCCUCCCAACAAGGCUUUUGAUGGAUGUGUGCUCACCGGGAUUGACCUGAGCGGGGGUCGGAACCUCAGCAAUUUAGGCUCAAUUUUGCUGGCAUUCAUCGCGAUCGUGGUCUCGGCGGUUUUGAUUUGGAGGUCGGACAAGAAGCACGCCGCCGUCGGGCGUCGGGAGAUGCAAUUGUUCCUGGCGGGGUUUAUCGUAAUAGAGAUCUGCGAGAUUUUCACCGUGGGUGGUAUCCCACUCGAUGAUUCCGUUCGAAAGGGCUUUUCGGCGGUACAUGUUGCCGCAAUCACCGCGACGUGUUGGAUUCUUUUCUUAAAUGCGCUGGUGGGCUUCCAACUUCUCGAUGAUGGCACACCAGCCUCGCUUGGCUUGAUCGCCGCAUCUGCCGUGGUCCUGUUCAUCGGUACGGGGUACAUUGCCCUGGACACUGCAUUUGAUUGGACCGGCCAUUUCCAGCCCAGCGUGACGGGCAGCGACAACCGUAAUAUCGGUCUCUACGUGCUGUACCAGCUCUUCCCGCUGAUUUGCCUCGUCUUGUUCUACUCCUUCGAGGCCGUUCUGGUGCUUCGGGUGCUGGGCGAGUUCCGGCCUAUGAUGUACCUUUCGGGUGCUGCAGUGCUGUUUGCCAUCGGUCAGAUCUUUACCUAUGUAAUCAGCACUCACCUGUGCCAGGCCUCGGGCGGAAAGAUCAACGGUGCCCUGUUCGAAACUCUGUUCACCCUUCUGGCGGUUGUUGGUCUCUGGACCUUCUGGAGCAGUAUCACCGAAGAUGACUGGCCGCUGCCUGUGGGAGGUGGAUACAACUAA